Ambispora leptoticha is the source of this 1437-nucleotide messenger RNA. Lineage: Eukaryota; Fungi; Glomeromycota; Glomeromycetes; Archaeosporales; Ambisporaceae. The record is from the annotation of a GenBank genome assembly.
AUGGAAUAUAGCCCGGUGGUUGUAGAACAGAAAAUUCUAUGUUGCCAAUGUGGAACUGCAAUUACUCCCAACCCCUCUAAUAUGUGCAUAAAUUGCAUUCGCAAUGAGGUAGAUAUCUCGGAAGGGAUCCCCAAACAAGCUACCUUACAUUUUUGCCGAAACUGCGAGCGAUAUCUUCAGCCGCCAACUAUAUGGAUAAAUGCGCUGUUAGAGAGUAGGGAAUUACUGGGUUUAUGCUUAAAAAAGCUAAAGGGUCUGAACAAGGUCCGGCUAAUUGACGCAGGUUUUAUAUGGACUGAACCACAUUCUAGGCGGAUAAAAGUUAAGCUUACAAUUCAAAAGGAGGUUUUCGCAUCAACAAUUCUGCAACAAGUUUUUGAGGUAGAAUAUAUUGUUAGUUAUCAGCAAUGUAAUGAUUGUGCGCGUGUAAUGGCUCAAAAUACUUGGCAAGCUUUAGUUCAAGUCAGGCAAAAAGUCAAUCAUAAGAGAACAUUUCUAUAUUUAGAACAAUUAAUCUUGAAACAUAAUGCACAUAAGGAUACAAUUAAUAUUAAAGAAGUAAAAGAUGGUAUUGAUUUCUUUUAUGCACAAAAGUCACAUGCAUUAAAAAUGGUGGAAUUUCUGACUAAUAUUACUCCUUCAAGGUCAAAAACAUCAGAACAGCUUAUCUCUACUGAUAUUCACAGCAAUACCUCCAAUUAUAAGUUUACUUUCUCCGUUGAGAUUGUUCCUAUAUGCAAGGAUGAUUUAGUUUGUCUCCCGUUGAAAGUUGCUCGAUCAUUGGGAAAUAUUAGUCCAUUGGUGAUAUGCUAUCGUAUUGGCAAUUCUAUUCAUGUAAUGGACCCUAACACAUUGGCAGUUUCUGAGGUGCAAACUGCAUUAUUUUGGAGGAUGCCAUUUACUUCUUUGGCAACAUCUAAAGACCUAGUAGAGUAUUAUGUAUUGGAUGUGGAACCUUUAGGCCCAGUCCGUGAUAAGUUUGUUCUUGCAGACAUACAAGUAGCUCGUUCUACAGAUUUUGGCAAAAAUAAUGUUACUAGCUUCGCUCGCUCACAUCUUGGUGGUAUUCUUAACCCCGGCGAUACUGUCCUGGGAUAUGAUCUUUCUUCUUCUAAUUUUAAUGAUAAGGUAUAUGAUGCGUUAAAUCGAGACCAGCUACCUGAUGUAAUACUAGUGAAGAAAUCGUAUCCAAAUAGACGGAAGAAAAAAAAGUCCAGAAAUUGGAAAUUGAAGUCAUUAAAUAAAGAAGAGGAUGAAAUGAAACAAAAGAAGAAUGAUGCCGAAAAAAUUGAACAAGAUUACGAGAUGUUUUUGCGGGAUCUUGAAGAAGAUCCUGAAUUCAGACAAUCAGUAAAUCUUUAUAAAAUGCCAAAUUCUAAGGAAAAUAACGAAAUGGAUGUGGACGGAAAAGAAAUAUCACAAGGGGAUAAGACUUAA